CCUCUCCUCUCCUCUCUGCCUACCAUUACCCUUUCUCUUAUUCUUCUUCAAUCAAGAACAACCUUCUUAAUCAAGAACUUUCAAUUUAAUUAUCAAGAAACUAUCUUUCUCAACCAAGAACCUUCACUCUCUUCGAUCAAGAAGUCAUUUCUUGAUAAAAAAACUGUCUUCCUCUUCGUUCUCUUCCUUAUUCUUUAAACUCCAGCUUUACUGAUCAUGGAAAACUUUGAACUUCGCUGUAAUCACAAGGGGGGGAAUUAUAUUGGGGGAGAUGAUGUUUUUGACGUGAAAUGUGACGACAUGCUCUGUUACACAACCAUUAUCAAUAAUCCUACAAGCCUCUUGAGGUGGAUUGCUGAAUUGUUUGGGACUAAGCUACCAGAUCGUCGCAACAGGCUUAGGGUCUCUAUGGACAUGAUUUGGGACAAAUACUGUGAUGAUGGCGGACUCAAAACUCCUGCUACCCUUCAAUUCUGUCACGAGAGUUGUUGCAUCAUCUAUCAUGUUUAUCCUCCGGAUAACUUUCCAACUUCUUCCCUGGAAAAAUUCUUGAAUCACAGUUGCGUAGAUUUUGUUUGUUUUGGAUUGAUUGAGAAAGUCAAUUAUCUUCGUAAGACACACAAUCUUGAAGUGAAGAUGGAACACUGGUAUGAUAUCCCAUUUAUGGCCAAUGUGUUGGAUCCAAACAGGUUUGGUCUCAAUCUCCAUUCGCCUCUACAAGAUAUGGUAUACAUUGAGUUCUCGAAAUCGUAUAAAAAGCCUGAUGACCUUCUUAAAAGCAACUGGAGGCUGGUUCCACUUCCUCUUGAUAAAGUAAUGCAUGCAGCCCUAGAUUGCUUUUUUGCCUACAAGUUGGCAGCUCGGCUCUCCAUUCCUGUAAAGAUCCUAACAGAGUUCCAGGAUCUCAGAAUUCAUAGGACUGACGAUUCUACUGGUUGGUAAUAUUUGAUGUUUGUGGGAACUGGAGUUCUUUUUGCUCAUGCUUAACCUAUUCUGCUGUUAGUUUUUUGUUAUGGUCUUUAGACUUUCAUGGCUAGUCAUGCUGGCUCCUGUAGUUCUUCUAUUCAGUAGCAGUUUUCGGGACUCCCUUUGUAUGCUUCCUUGGGUGUUAUGGUUUACCUUGUGUCAUUUGAAGAUGAAGUAAAGUGAUCCUCUGUCUUGAUUCUUGCA
This is a messenger RNA of Populus trichocarpa (black cottonwood), 1170 nucleotides long. RefSeq lists its product as uncharacterized. The coding region runs from base 217 to 942 and encodes 241 amino acids. The record is from RefSeq and is a predicted model, not a curated record. Lineage: Eukaryota; Viridiplantae; Streptophyta; Magnoliopsida; Malpighiales; Salicaceae. Gene Ontology annotation, cellular component: cytoplasm; nucleus. The transcript is spliced from 2 exons. Gene Ontology annotation, molecular function: 3'-5' exonuclease activity; nucleic acid binding.